This is a messenger RNA of Lampris incognitus (smalleye Pacific opah), 2885 nucleotides long. RefSeq names its product radixin. The record is from RefSeq and is a predicted model, not a curated record. Gene Ontology annotation, molecular function: actin binding; cell adhesion molecule binding. Gene Ontology annotation, cellular component: filopodium; adherens junction; plasma membrane. The transcript has 15 exons. Lineage: Eukaryota; Metazoa; Chordata; Actinopteri; Lampriformes; Lampridae. The coding region runs from base 286 to 2004 and encodes 572 amino acids. Gene Ontology annotation, biological process: positive regulation of early endosome to late endosome transport; regulation of organelle assembly; positive regulation of protein localization to early endosome.
UCUCCCGGUCGCGCGCCCGGCGGAGGAGUCUCUCCGGCACAGCCCACAUCCCCGCAGCCUGUACGGACUUUGGGAGGUGCACACGGCGGAGAGCACGAGCGGCAACGGCGUCUCUGUUCGUACCCACGCUGGAUACAUGAAGCACAAGUGCUGAGGACACUUUGACGUAUUCUUGAACGCAGCCACGCGUCUGAAGGCGCUGGAGCCCAAGAAGGAGGCAGCAACACGGACGACGACUUCUUCUUGUUUUCUCAGCAGAAAGGGGCGAGUGGAGCGUCAAGAAAGAUGCCCAAACCAAUCAAUGUGCGCGUCACCACCAUGGACGCUGAGCUGGAGUUUGCCAUCCAGCCCAGUACUACAGGCAAACAGCUGUUUGACCAGGUGGUGAAGACGGUGGGUUUGAGGGAGGUGUGGUUCUUCGGCCUACAGUAUACAGACAGUAAAGGCUACGUCACAUGGCUCAAGCUCAACAAGAAGGUGACCCAGCAGGAUGUGAAGAAGGAGAAUCCACUACAAUUCAAGUUCAGAGCCAAGUUUUUUCCCGAGGACGUCUCUGAGGAACUCAUCCAGGAGAUCACACAGAAGCUCUUCUUCCUGCAGGUGAAGGAGGCCAUCUUGAAUGAUGAGAACUACUGCCCUCCAGAGACUGCUGUGUUGCUGGCAUCCUAUGCUGUCCAGGCCAAAUACGCAGACUACAACAAAGAAAGCCACAAGCCUGGAUACCUGGCCUCAGACAGACUAUUGCCACAGAGAGUGCUGGAGCAGCACAAGCUGACUAAGGAACAGUGGGAGGACAGAAUACAGACAUGGCACGAAGAACACAGAGGCAUGCUGAGAGAGGACUCUAUGAUGGAAUACCUGAAGAUUGCACAGGACCUGGAGAUGUAUGGAGUCAACUACUUUGAAAUUAAAAACAAGAAGGGCACUGAGCUCUGGCUGGGAGUCGAUGCCCUGGGACUCAAUAUAUACGAACAUGAAGACAAGUUAACACCAAAGAUUGGCUUCCCGUGGAGUGAAAUCAGAAACAUCUCCUUCAACGACAAAAAGUUUGUCAUCAAGCCAAUCGACAAGAAGGCUCCAGAUUUUGUGUUCUACGCCCCCCGGUUGCGCAUCAACAAGCGCAUUCUGGCCCUGUGUAUGGGGAACCACGAGCUGUACAUGAGGAGGAGGAAGCCAGACACCAUCGAGGUGCAGCAGAUGAAGGCUCAGGCUCGGGAGGAGAAGCACCACAAGCAGAUGGAGAGAGCACAGCUAGAAAAUGAGAAGAAGAAGAGGGAACAUGCAGAGAAGGAGAAGGAGCGAAUAGAAAGAGAGAAGGACGAACUGAUCGAGAGGCUGAGACAGAUUGAGGAGCAGACACACAAGGCUCAAAAAGAGCUGGAGGAGCAGACCCGCAGAGCCCUGGAGUUGGACCAGGAGAGGAAGAGAGCGAAGGAGGAGGCAGAGAGGCUGGAGAGGGAGCGACAGACAGCAGAGGAGGCCAAGGCAGCCUUGGCACAGCAGGCAGCAGACCAGAUGAAAAACCAGGAACAACUGGCUGCUGAACUAGCAGAGUUUACUGCCAAAAUUGCUCUGCUUGAGGAGGCCAAGAGGAAAAAGGAGGAUGAAGCCACAGAAUGGCAGCACAAGGCCCUGUCGGCUCAAGAAGACCUGGAGAAGACCAAGGAGGAGUUGAAGUCGGCGAUAACCACCCCGCCGGCGCCGGAGCACGACGAGCAGGAUGAAACCAAUGCCGAGGCCAGCGCCGAGCUGCUCAGCGACGGCGUCACGAGCCACCGCAGCGAGGAGGAACGCGUCACCGAGGCCCAGAAGAACGAACGAGUCAAGAAACAACUACAGGCGCUGAGCUCGGAGCUGGCUCAAGCCCGGGACGACACCAAGAAGACCCAGAAUGACAUGCUGCACGCUGAAAACGUCAAGGCUGGCAGGGACAAGUACAAAACCCUGCGCCAGAUCCGGCAGGGCAACACCAAACAACGCAUCGAUGAGUUUGAGUCCAUGUGAGUAAGGGACGGGCAAGAGAGAGAAGAAAGAAGCCAGAGACACAGAGAUGGAUGGUCUCAUUGCCAUGACAACGCCUCGUUUUCCCUCGAACCUGCUUCCCCCUUUUCGUCCACCGUGCCCUCCUCCUCUUCCAACUCCCCAGACCCAUCUACUUUUCCCCUUGACCCGUGGAGAAAAUAAAGGCCAAGGGGUUGUGAAGCUUCGACUCGUCCCCGAGCCUCGCCAAAGCUCCGCCCACCAGCGGUUUACCAAUCACACCGCUCCUCACUUUUAGAGCUCCGCCCCCGAAGCGCACGUCUCGCAAACACACUUUGGAAAAUAGCAGGCAUUGUGUCCUCGUCAACACAAACUUCUCCCUUGAGCAAAAAGGAAAUGUUUAAUGCUUGCUUGUAUGAUAAAAAAGUACAGAUAGAUUAAUAAGGAGACUGAAGUAAUAAAUUGGUUGUAUCUUGCUUUUAUUCAGCAAAAGAAAAAUGGCCAUUUGUAGCUUUUUGAUGUUGCCGGCAAGCUUGUCUGUAAAGCUUUGAUAUCUUUACCUGACUUUUACUUUUUGUCAUCAGUUGAGGAAUUUAAAUAAUUUUCUUUAAAAAAAAAACACGCCUUAUUUGUCUUAUUUUAUUCCAAUGCAGUGUUAGUUUUCCUUUGUUGGGAAGGUAAUUUUGUGUAGCCCUGCAGUCGGUGUCACCUGUCUGUUAAUGUUUUACCCAGUAAAUUAUUUUAAAACAGCAAUCAGUUUGCUAGUACUCUUCCAGAGCAAUUGCAGCAGACCGAUAAGCAAGGUAAAUUUGCAAAUUUUACAUGAUUAUUGUGCUUGCAUUCUCCAUCCAUUGACACAUUUGUUAAAAUAUAUAUUUUGGCUCACAAUAAAGAUUCAAUUUAUA